AUGCCGGUAUAUCGAUCAUUCUCUGGGCCAGGUGCCAUGUGUAUUUACUAUAAUGCGCCUUCAGUGGGCAUACUGCGGGUCAACAAGUUGAUUCGUCAGGAAGCCCACUCUAUCACAGAGCGUGGCCACAUGCAAAUGUGCCCAUCGAUCACCUUCAAGCUCCCCGAUCUCGCCUGUGAAUGGUACAACUUUAUGAUCAGGAUUCAUGAGAUGAUCAAGGGGCUCAAGUGCUACACAGAGUACAUUGGGGAGCAAUACGUGGCACGCUGUGGCCUUCCACGCGAUCUUCAUCCACCCACCCUUGUCGAGAUGAGCAGUGAACUCAGACGGCAUUUACUGGAUGGCUGUUAUCGCUGGCACAGAUCUGGUCUGUGGUUUCACGAUGAGGGCUCCUUCACCGAGUUUCUUAUGCGGACAAGCUUAGCAUUGCAUCGAGGUAGCAAUCUAGCCAUCCGCGUGAUCAUGGAUGAUAACUCCCCUCGCGAGCCUCGCGAGGGCUACGAAUUUUCUGUUCGCCAAUUUAUUGGACUUCAACUCGCAUGCACCUCCAGUAGUAGCAUUACGUUCCAACUUUCGGUGCCUGGCGACCGUGUUGCACGUGCUCGGGAGGCCUUCGGUAAGCCGGACUACGCGGGUAGAUACCUAUCACGUAGAACCUGGAGAGUGGACGUGCUGGAAGGUGACGCUGUUCCUUUGCAGUAG
Messenger RNA from Alternaria burnsii, 702 nucleotides. RefSeq lists its product as uncharacterized. The transcript has a single exon. Lineage: Eukaryota; Fungi; Ascomycota; Dothideomycetes; Pleosporales; Pleosporaceae. The record is from RefSeq and is a predicted model, not a curated record. The coding region runs from base 1 to 702 and encodes 233 amino acids.